UUGCCAGACGACUGCCGCGCGGAGCGUUACUUGACUCAGCCGAUCCCCAAACGGGCCUCCCUAUUCGUUACCUGCAUUAUCGACCAGCUUUACCCCGAGGUGGGCGUGAGCGUGGUGCGGGUAUUGCGCCAGCAGGGUGUCAGCGUGGAUUUUCCGUCCGGCCAAACUUGCUGCGGGCAGCCGCUUUACAACUCGGGUUUUACCGCCGAGGCCAAACGGUUGGCGGUGCGCGUCCUGGAUGCUUUUGAGGGUGGCGACUACGUGGUUGUGCCAUCCGGAUCUUGCGGCGCCAUGAUGCGGGUGUUUUACCAGGAUUUGUUCGCUGGCGACCCGGCGCUGCUGCAACGCGCCGAGGCGCUAUCGAAGAGGGUGUACGAGUUCACCGAGUUUCUGGUGGAUGUGCUGGGAGUGGGUGACAUUCCCAUUGCGGCCGGUGCGGAGGGUUCGACGUUGACCUACCAUCCGUCCUGCCAUUUGUUGCGGGAGAUGGAGGUUCGGGAUGCGCCGCGACGAUUACUGGACGGGUCGGGCGUGUCGGUAACCGAUUUGCCCAAUGCCGAACAAUGCUGCGGGUUCGGUGGGACAUUUGCCAUCAAGUAUCCGCACAUUUCGGAAGCGAUGCUGGCCGACAAAGUUGAUUCCAUCAUUGAGAGCGGCGCCGACACCAUCACCGCCUGCGACAUGGGGUGCCUGAUGCACAUUGGCGGGGCGUUGAGUCGACGCGAUCUGCCGGUACAGGCACGCCACAUCGCCCAGUUUAAGCCAGCAACGCGCGCCGCGAUCGUGGACCCGCAGCUACGCCAGGCUUUCAAGCGCGCCGGCGAGGGCUUUGAUAAUGCACGCCGGGAAGCCGUCGACGAGGUUACGCCGGCGGUAUGGGAGCAGUGGCGUCAACGGGCCCGCAGCAUCAAGGAGCACACCAUCGGGCAUCUGGACUACUACCUGGAGAUGCUCGAGCGCAACGUCAGCGCCGCCGGCGGACAGGUUCACUUCGCAGCGGACGCGGCGCAGGCCAACGCCAUCGUCAGCGAAAUCGUGCGCACCCGUGGCCUGAAGGUUGCCACCAAGAGCAAGUCAAUGGUGUCCGAAGAAUUGGGGCUGAACCACGUUCUGGAAGCUCAGGGGGUGGAGGUUUUCGAAACCGACCUCGGCGAGUACAUCAUCCAACUGGCCGAGGAGACCCCUUCGCAUCUGGUGGCGCCGGCCCUGCACAAGACGCGCGGCCAGGUUCCCGAUUGUUCACCGACCAGCUCGGGGUGCCCUACUCAGACGACAUUGAGGAGAUGGCGAGAGUAG
Messenger RNA from Geodia barretti, 1296 nucleotides. Lineage: Eukaryota; Metazoa; Porifera; Demospongiae; Tetractinellida; Geodiidae. The record is from the annotation of a GenBank genome assembly.